CCAAAUCAUUAUUUUCCAUAUAUUUGCGGCCAAGUCAGCCCGAGGCAGCAUUGAGCCAGGUCGAGAGGUCAAGUCAAGUCGCAAAUGUCGUCGUACCCCGCCAGCCCUGCCCCCACGCCGGGGCCGGCUCGACCCGUCGUCAGCGCGACGGCCGUCGCCCAGCUCAAAAAGGAUCUCGGUCUCCUCAAUGGCAAGUGUGGCAGCAGCUCGACCAAACCCUGGCCGUGUAAGUGGAAUUCGCCGGCCGCCGCUCCAGGUCCCAACAAGACUAAGGUUGAUGGCGAGCUGCUGCCGGCCCUUGUCGGCCUCACGCGGGCUUCCCCGAAUCUGCGACAGAAGCUGAAGGAGCUCGCCGAGACCUGGCAUUGCGAUCUCCACUACGACAAGGACAUCCGGGUCGGUCCCCGGGUCGAACUCUGGUUGGCCAGCUUCCCUUCUGGCAACACAAAAAUGGCAGCAGUCGCACCGCCUGCUUCUGCUGGCGGCAACAGCAAGGCACCGAGUUAUGAGCCGGUGCUGGUCCCGGCGCAGGGAAGGGCUUUGCUUUCCCCGCCGACCACCCCUCCCAAGAAGAACGUUCAUACCCCCGGCGGGAGCGUCACCACCACCAAGGCCACCAACCCUUAUUCGACCUCAAGCUCCCCGACCCCCGCGAAGUACUCGACGGCCGGUCCUGCUCCCUCCCUCCCUAGUCCCCCCGCAACACCAUAUCAUCAGGCCCAAGCGACCACCUCGGGAGCGCUUGCCUCGGCGGCGCAAAGAGAGGCCACGGCCAUGCAGCAACUGCGGGCGCGCCUGGGACUCGACAGCCGCUACUGCGGCAGCGGCAAGAAGGAUAAUCCCGAUGGAUCGUGUGGCUGUCCUUCAGCGGGUAAAGACGGCGAAAUAGACAAGCUGCUGGUGCCCCUGGCGACACUGAAGCUAGCGGACCCAGAUCUUGCGGAUCUGCUGGACCAGGUCGCCGGCAAGUGGCACUGCCAUCUUCACGCCUGGGGACGCUAUAAAGCGGAUCGGGUGGCGCGCUGGAUGACGUUGUUCCCAAUCUACGACGUUCCUGUCACUGCCACAGAUGUCUACAAGUCCGCCAGCGGGCUCAGAAAGCUUCUCGGCCUCCGAGGCUGGACGUGCGGCAGCUACCUGAAGAAGUGCGAGACGAACCCCGACCCGCUGACGGGGCCUCGCUGUAGGGCGCAGUCGAUGCCCUAUCGCAAGGGUGACAGGCACAAGGCCGCAGUCGACGAGAUCCUCGAGUCGCUAGCCGGUCUCACGCGUGCAUCGCCCGGCUUGUGGGCCGAGUUGGUCAAGCUCGCGCGGAAAUGGCAUUGCGAGUCCCACCCGGGGGUCGUCUACGCAGAGGACCGGGCCCGCGAGUGGUUGGCGCUGUUUCCGGGCGGGCCUCCGGCCGCAGCAAUCACCACUACCAAUCCCUUUGAUGAGGCCCAAAUGAAAAUAAAGGAGCUGCUGCGCCCUUUGUCGUCUCAAUGUCCCGUCAUUGCGGAGAGCACCGGCCAGCGGUGCCAAAAACUCAUCGCCGGGAGGAAUAUGCGCCAUUGCGACAACUUGGCCGACGAGAUUGCGAGGCUCGCCGUCAACCUGGAUGACGAGAAGCUCAAGAUCUCGCUCGAGCUCCUCGACCUGGUUCGGCGCUGCUCGGUGCACAACAAACUCGACGCCGCGUGGGUGGCAAAGUGGCUGUCGCAAAUCCGCGACAUCACGAGGAACCUACCGCGGGCCGCCGCUCCGGUGGGACCGUCGUCCACGCCCGCGCUGCAGUCGCUCACGGAGUUUGAGCAAGAAAUUUAUAGCAGGUCCACGCCGUCCGGCCACGACGAGUCCCCGCUGCGCAUUGUCGACCGGUCUGACGAGCCCGGAGACCACGAGUCCAUUCGCCAGCGCGUCACCAGCAAGUGGCGGGAGCCCCUGACGAAAGAAGAACAGGCAGUCGAGUGGGGCUUCCUGUACGCGUACACGGUCAAGGAGAAUUCCAAGUACGUCAAAAUUGGAUACACGUCUCGUGACGUGGCUACACGGCACAUCGAGUGGCAGACGGCUUGCGACCGGAAGGUGGCGGCCGCGUAUCCGGUGGACUCCAAAGAUGCGGUGUUGGUCCCCUAUCCGCGGCGGGCCGAGGCGCUGUGCCACGCGGAGCUAGAGGCUUGCCGGGUCCGGGUCGCGUGCGGGCCUUGCCGCGUGCAGCACGAGGAGUGGUUCGAGGUGUCGGGGGAAGUGGCCGUCGAUGUCAUUCAGAAAUGGACCGCGAGGAUGGCGAAGAAUCCGUACGGAAUGGUUUAAUAUUUUGUGAUUUGACGAACGUGAAGAUUUACGGAUG
Messenger RNA from Phialemonium atrogriseum, 2329 nucleotides. RefSeq names its product T5orf172 domain-containing protein. The transcript has a single exon. Lineage: Eukaryota; Fungi; Ascomycota; Sordariomycetes; Cephalothecales; Cephalothecaceae. The coding region runs from base 85 to 2292 and encodes 735 amino acids. The record is from RefSeq and is a predicted model, not a curated record.